UUCAUUUUCCUUUCACCCUAACUUUUUCAUCAGAUUUAUCAACAACAUGGAACCCAGAAAUCACACAGAUGUUUCAGAAUUCCUUCUCCUGGGAUUGACAGAUGAUCCAGAAAUUCAGUCCUUCUUAUUCUGCCUGUUCCUGUCCAUGUAUCUGGUCACCAUCUUGGGAAACCUGCUCAUCAUCCUUACUGUCAGCUCUGACUCCCACCUCCACACCCCAAUGUAUUUCUUUCUCUCCAAUCUAUCUUUUACUGAUAUCUGCAUAAGCACAACUACAAUUCCAAAGAUGCUGCUGAACAUACAAGCCCAUAAUCAGGGCAUCACUUAUGUAGGUUGCCUCACUCAGAUUGGCUUUGUCUUGGUGUUUGGUGGAUAUGAGAAUUUUCUCCUUGUAGCAAUGGCCUAUGACCGCUAUGUGGCCAUUUGUCAGCCACUGCUGUACACGGUCAUCAUGAACCCCCAACUCUGCGGCCUGUUGAUUCUACUGUCUCUGUUUCUUAGCACUGUGGUUGCCUUGCUCCAUAGUGUGAUGGUGUUUCAGCUGUCGUUUUGCAAGGACCUGGAAAUCCCUCACUUCUUCUGUGAACUUGCUCAGGUCCUCAAGCUUGCUUGUUCUGAUACACUCAUCAAUAACAUCAUAAUAAAUUUUGUGACUGGCCUAUUUGGUGGUAUUUCUCUCUCUGGGAUCAUUUUCUCUUAUACUCAAAUUGUCUCUUCCAUUUUGAGAAUGCCAUCAGCAGAGGGGAAGCUUAAAGCUUUUUCCACCUGUGGUUCUCACUUCUUAGUUGUUUCCUUAUUCUAUGGGACUGUUUUUGGAGUGUAUCUUAGUUCUGCAGUUACUGAAUCUUCCAGGAAGACUGCGGUGGCUUCAAUGAUGUACAUUGUUCUUCCCCAAAUGAUGAAUCCCUUCAUCUACAGCCUGAGGAACAGGGACAUGAAGAGAGCCUUGAGAAAAUUUAUCAGUGGAAUAUCUUCUUUUCUGAUAUUGUUUCAUCUACUUAGAGCUAGGGUUUCUAGAAUGAAGCAAAGUGAUAGGAAUCCUAGGUGA
Molecule: messenger RNA, 1048 nt
Organism: Equus caballus (horse)
Lineage: Eukaryota; Metazoa; Chordata; Mammalia; Perissodactyla; Equidae
Gene: OR7G61
Product: olfactory receptor family 7 subfamily G member 61
Biological process (GO): G protein-coupled receptor signaling pathway
Cellular component (GO): plasma membrane
Molecular function (GO): G protein-coupled receptor activity; olfactory receptor activity
Source: RefSeq, a predicted model, not a curated record